Messenger RNA from Symbiodinium sp. CCMP2592, 1155 nucleotides. The record is from the annotation of a GenBank genome assembly. Lineage: Eukaryota; Dinophyceae; Suessiales; Symbiodiniaceae.
AUGGCAGACGGAGAUGGCGAUGCCAAGCGACGGCGCGUGGCGCCAAGGCUGCCACGCUUCAGCGGCGCCCCACGGUCCUCGGUGGCGGCGGCGCUGCGGGAAGCAGGUGGCACGUGGCACGAGGCCCUGCGCUUCGCAGAGUCUCCAGAGCUGCCAGUGCCUGGGGUGAGGCUGGCGCAUGCGGUUCCUGCUGGGACGCUCCUCUGCCAAGUGCCCUCCAAACUUCACUUCUCCAGGCCGCAGUGUCAGGCUGCAGCGCCUGCCAUUUAUGCUGGCUGUGAGGCGCUGCCAAGUGCGGACCCAGAGAAGCGAGGCGAGGCAGCUGAUGCGCUCUGCAUGGCCUUGCUGCUCUCCUCGCAGCGUUCAGGCGAAGCCGGGCGAGCGACAGAUGCGCAGGCUUCAGGUGAGCAAUGGCCGGCUCUGUGGCGAGCGUUGGCCGCGGUACUGCUUGGAUUCGGUCAGGAUUUCGAGGAGCAGAAGCACCCGUACACAUCGGCGUGGCAGGGCUGCGUGAAAAGUGACCACUCCUCGGCCGAGCCAGAGCUUCUUGCAGCACAGGCGCAGUACGUGAGGACAGUCUACAGCUGCAUUUGUGACACUUUGAGUUCGGAACAUCUUCGACAGCUGGACGAAGGCCUCUUCCUACUGUCCUGGCUUUGCCUGCUGACGCGGCGGUUUGGUGGGCCACACGGCUCUGCAUUGGUUCCAGGCGUGGACUUCCUAAACCACUCUGCCACACCUACUGCGUCCAGCGACUGGGACGAGGCCUCGGGUUCCGUGGAGGUCAGGGCUCUCACCGACUUGAGCGCCGGUGAAGAAGUAUUGAUUUCCUAUGGCAACCUGUCCAACCCGCUGCUUUGGCGCACCUACGGAUUCACGCUGCCAUGGAGGGCCGAGCCGAGCUGGACCUGCACCUUCUCCCAGGCAGAGCUCCACGAGGCCGCCGAGGGCGCUGAGGAGGUCGAGGAUUUGCCGAAUCUGCACCUGGAUACUUCACGUGUCACGGACGAGCUCGCUCUGAUGCUGCAGGCUUCGGAGAAUGGUGGGAAGUGGCUGCAGAGACUUCUCGCCAGGCGGCUGGAGGCUGGAGCGGCUGGAGCACUGGGAGCGGGUUCAGGCGGCUUGCGGCUCCCUGGCGGAGUGUCCAUCGAGUGA